This is a messenger RNA of Misgurnus anguillicaudatus (oriental weatherfish), 791 nucleotides long. RefSeq names its product saposin-C. The record is from RefSeq and is a predicted model, not a curated record. Lineage: Eukaryota; Metazoa; Chordata; Actinopteri; Cypriniformes; Cobitidae. Gene Ontology annotation, biological process: defense response to bacterium; lipid metabolic process.
GAGCAAUACAAAAGAUCUUCCGAUCUUAAAUUAACACAGUUUGAUCCGUCUUAUAGUUUUGAUCAGUCUUAAAGUGUUCAGACUCGCUUUGGGCUUUGACAAGCAAGAUGCUACGAUUUAUCGUCCUCGUCACCCUGCUGGUAUCCUCAGUGUGCGCUUUUCAGCGGGAGAUCCACAACAGCAGCUUCACUGAAAAAGAAAUUGAAGAAAUCUCUGCUGAAUUUUUGGCCAAAACAAGCCAUGGGUUCCCUGGAAUGUGCUGGGCGUGCAAAUGGGCUAUGGGCAAGAUAAAGAAACAUAUCUCUGUUACUACAAAUAAGGAAGCCAUUAAAGCGAUGCUCGGUAAUGUCUGUAAUGAGAUCGGGUUCCUAAAGUUUCUCUGCAGGGGUCUUGUGUCCAGGUACAUGGGAACUCUGAUUGAAGAGCUUUCCACCACUGAUAAUCCCGCGACGAUCUGCUCUCACAUCGGAGUCUGUUAGUCUAAACAUUCAGGGUUUUUUUUAUAAGCAAAGACAAAGUAAGGCAUUCCUAUCUGGAUAAUCCACAUAAGGCAAAAACGCUGCAUUUAAGCAAAAGCUGUUUCAGAAGUUAAAAAUAAUUUGUUAAAUGAUAAUUCAGUUAUGGUGUAAUCUUAUGAUGCUGCAUAUUAAAAAGACAUGUUAAAUUUUUUUUUAAAUAUUGUAUGAUGUAAACAUACUGUAAACAAACACGCUGCAUGUAAUUCUGAUUGAUUGCUUGUUUAUUCUCAAUAGUUGCAAAUGCUAAUAAAAGUCUGCAAAGCUCCAAGUGCA